CUUCUCCAUCUUAACAGUGCAACUCAACAACAAAUAUCCAACAACAAUUUACACUGGACAAUUCAAGUCUGUUUGAGUUGUCCAACUGAGAAACUAAAAAUGUUAAAAAAAAUUAAAAAUAAAUAAAUAAACAUCAGAGUUAUACUCAUCCCUUCACCUACUUGUCUAUUUUGUCAGUAAUCUAUCGGCGUCUGUGUGUAUAUAUAUAUGUGUAUGUGUGUAUGUAUUGUUAGUAAUCAGUUGCCCUCUCUCUCAUUCUAUCUGCGUUCUUACUUGGAAGUUGGAACUGACUCUGAGACUGUUUUGAAUUUUGAUCAUCCCUUGCACACUUUCUCUGUCAAUCAGUUUUAUUUUUUUAUUUUUUGGGAGUAGAUGUCAGGGGCUCUAACUCGGCUUCAAUGGCUGGCUCUGGCGUUGACCGUGCACCUCGUAAUGGUCGCCGGUGAGUUCUUCGAGCCAUUCAACGUCACCUACGACCACAGAGCUCUGAUUAUCGAUGGAAACCGCCGAAUGCUCAUUUCUGCUGGAAUUCACUACCCUCGAGCCACUCCUCAGAUGUGGCCUGAUCUGAUUGCUAAGAGCAAGGAGGGUGGGGCAGAUGUCAUCCAAACUUAUGUAUUUUGGAGUGGACAUGAGCCAGUUAGAGAGCAGUAUAAUUUUGAAGGGAGAUAUGAUAUUGUGAAGUUUGUGAAACUAGUGGGUUCCAGUGGACUCUAUCUCCAUCUCCGAAUAGGUCCUUACGUAUGCGCUGAGUGGAAUUUCGGGGGCUUCCCUCUGUGGCUCCGUGAUGUACCGGGCAUAGAAUUUCGAACAGACAAUGCACCCUUCAAGGAGGAGAUGCAGCGGUUUGUUAAGAAGAUAGUGGAUCUGAUGCUAGAGGAAAUGCUCUUCUCUUGGCAAGGUGGUCCAAUUAUUAUGUUGCAGAUUGAAAACGAAUAUGGAAACAUGGAAAGUUCUUAUGGCCAGAGAGGGAAGGACUAUGUUAAGUGGGCUGCUACAAUGGCUAUUGGGCUUGGUGCUGGUGUUCCAUGGGUCAUGUGCAAGCAAGUGGAUGCCCCAGAAUUCGUCAUAGAUGCCUGCAAUGGAUACUAUUGUGAUGGAUUUAAGCCAAAUUCAUACAAGAAACCAGUACUUUGGACAGAAAAUUGGGAUGGAUGGUAUACAAUUUGGGGUGGAAGAUUGCCACAUAGACCUGUUGAAGAUCUUGCAUUUGCUGUCGCUCGGUUUUUUCAACGUGGAGGGAGCUUUCAGAACUAUUAUAUGUUUUUUGGUGGGACAAACUUUGGUCGGACUUCUGGGGGCCCAAACUAUAUCACAAGUUAUGAUUAUGAUGCUCCCCUUGAUGAAUAUGGAUUGUUGAGACAGCCUAAAUGGGGACACUUAAAGGAUUUGCAUGCUGCCAUAAAGCUCUGUGAACCUGCUCUUGUUGCUGUUGAUUCACCUCAGUAUAUAAAAUUGGGACCAAUGCAGGAGGCACACGUGUACAACAGUGAAGGCCAGACCUUAACUUGGUCUGGAAACAAUAGCAGGUGUUCAGCAUUUCUUGCAAAUAUCGAUGAGCAUAAAGCAGUCAGUGUGACAUUCCUUGGUCAAGCAUAUACUUUACCACCGUGGUCAGUGAGUAUAUUACCGGACUGCAGAAACGUGGCCUUCAAUACCGCCAAGGUUGGGGCACAAACUUCAAUUAAAACAGUAGCAUUUGAUUUGCCUCAGUCUACAAAUGUUUAUGUACCUCGACGACUUAUGAUUCAGAAUGAAGUUCCGCAUAUCUCAGAAGCUUGGAUGACUAUUAAAGAGCCAAUUGGUGCAUGGAAUGAAAAUAAUUUCACUGCCCAAGGCAUACUGGAGCACUUACAUGUGACAAAGGACCGUUCUGAUUAUCUGUGGUAUAUCACCAGAGUUUAUGUUUCUGAUGAUGACAUUUCAUAUUGGGAGGAAAGUGAAGUUACUCCGGUACUUACAAUUGAAAGCAUGCGUGAUUUGGUGCGCAUAUUUGUUAACGGCCAGCUCACAGGUAGUGCAGCUGGUCGCUGGGUCAAGGUAGUGCAGCCUGUUCAACUUGUGCAAGGAUACAAUGAUUUAGUGUUAUUAUCUCAGACAGUGGGCUUGCAGAAUUAUGGUGCCUUUUUCGAGAAAGAUGGCGCAGGAUUUAGGGGCCAAAUCAAUCUUACUGGGUUUAAAAAUGGUGAUAUGGACUUGUCAAAGUCAUUAUGGACCUAUCAGAUUGGGCUUAAGGGUGAGUUCCUGGAAAUAUAUGCCGUGGACGAACAUGAAAAGGCUGGAUGGACUGAUUUGACACCUGAUGCAAUUCCAUCCAUCUUUUCCUGGUACAAGACACACUUUGAUGCCCCUGAUGGGACAGAUCCAGUUGUUCUUAAUUUGGGAAGCAUGGGAAAAGGCCAGGCUUGGGUGAAUGGCCAUCACAUAGGAAGAUACUGGACUAAGGUUGCCCCAAAAAAUGGAUGUCAAAGGACUUGUGAUUAUCGUGGUCCUUACAAUUCAGGCAAGUGUGCAACAAAUUGUGGGCAGCCUACUCAGAUCUGGUACCAUGUUCCAAGGUCAUGGUUACAGACAUCAAACAAUUUACUUGUCAUGUUUGAGGAAACAGGAGGGAACCCGUUUGAGAUUUCAAUCAACACACGUUCUACCCGAACCAUUUGCGGUCGUGUGUCAGAGUCCCACUAUCCACCUCUUCGAAUGUGGUCGAAUCCAGAUUUUAUCAGCGGAAAAUUAUCAAUCAAUGAUACAACUCCAGAAAUGCAAUUGCAAUGUGAAGAUGGGCAUACAAUCUCUUCCAUAGAAUUUGCUAGCUAUGGAAAUCCGCAGGGUAGCUGCCAGAGGUUUUCUAGAGGCAACUGUCAUGCACCCAAAUCAAAAUCCGUGGUAGCUCAGGCUUGUCAGGGAAGAAACAGCUGUGUCAUUGGAAUUUCUAAUGCUGUGUUUGGAGGUGACCCAUGCCGAGGUGGUGUUAAAACUUUGGCUGUUGAGGCCCGAUGUAAACCAGCAUCAAGUAUUGGUUCCCUGGCAAUGGAGUGACGAGCAGCGGAUUCACAGUGAACAGAACUCACAACCUUGAAGCUGUUAACGUGACAUGACCCUCCUUCACUGGAUCCCAUGAAUAUGUUACUCCGGUUGACAUUGUACACGCAGUUUUUAUGUUGCAACUGUUUUAUGACUCCAGCUUUGGGGCUUGUACAGAUAUUGAAACUAAAAUAAUAUGCGACAUAUAUUCCUUA
Cornus florida is the source of this 3236-nucleotide messenger RNA. RefSeq names its product beta-galactosidase 9. Bases 373 to 3036 code for a protein of 887 amino acids. The transcript is spliced from 19 exons. Gene Ontology annotation, biological process: carbohydrate metabolic process. The record is from RefSeq and is a predicted model, not a curated record. Gene Ontology annotation, molecular function: beta-galactosidase activity; carbohydrate binding. NCBI's taxonomy places the organism in Eukaryota, Viridiplantae, Streptophyta, Magnoliopsida, Cornales, Cornaceae. Gene Ontology annotation, cellular component: vacuole; cell wall.